Microsporum canis CBS 113480 is the source of this 3153-nucleotide messenger RNA. Its product is annotated as htmAp. The record is from RefSeq and is a predicted model, not a curated record. Gene Ontology annotation, biological process: carbohydrate metabolic process; mannose trimming involved in glycoprotein ERAD pathway; endoplasmic reticulum mannose trimming. Gene Ontology annotation, molecular function: calcium ion binding; mannosyl-oligosaccharide 1,2-alpha-mannosidase activity. Bases 1 to 3153 code for a protein of 1050 amino acids. NCBI's taxonomy places the organism in Eukaryota, Fungi, Ascomycota, Eurotiomycetes, Onygenales, Arthrodermataceae. The transcript is spliced from 4 exons. Gene Ontology annotation, cellular component: endoplasmic reticulum; membrane.
AUGGUUAAGCUACUUGCUCGCCAUAUCGCUAUGGCUCACUUUGGAUACAGAAAAGAAACCGAGCAUAUGUUUUUUCACGGCUUUGAGAACUACAUGAAACAUGCCUUCCCCGAAGACGAACUGCGACCGGUAUCAUGUCGGCCAUUGACUCGAGAUCGAGAAAACCCGGCCCAUAUAGAACUCAAUGACGUGUUAGGGAAUUACUCUUUGACACUUGUUGAUAGUUUAUCUACUCUGGCGAUCUUGUCGUACCCAAACUCGACUGAUCAGAAUGGCCGCAAGGCGUGGAGAUAUUUCCAAAAUGGAGUGAAAGACUUGGUGGAAUUAUAUGGAGAUGGAUCAGAUGGCCCUAGCGGUAUAGGGUCCCGGAGCAAGGGAUUUGAAGUUGAUAGCAAGGUCCAGGUGUUUGAAAGUGUUAUCCGAGGUCUAGGCGGACUCCUAAGUGCCCACCUAUUUGCUGUGGGUGACCUUCCCAUACGUGGCUAUGAGCCUCCCGUGGAAGAGAGAGAGUUCGCAAAGCUCUGGAAUAAACAACCAGGCAGUAAGGGAGGAAUUGAAUGGGAAAACGGUUUCGUGUAUGAUGGGCAGCUGCUUAGGCUUGCUAUGGACUUGGGAACACGUCUCCUACCAGCUUUUUAUACACCAACAGGCAUUCCAUAUCCUCGGGUAAAUCUAAGAGAUGGGGUUCCAUUCCACCCUAACUCCCCAUUAAAUUCUGGAAUAUGGGCAGAAUACGACAUUGAUGAAAAUUAUGACGAUGAUACCCCUGCUGAGAUUACAGAAAACUGCAGCGCUGGCGCUGGAAGUUUGGUUUUGGAAUUUACUGUGCUCAGCCGAUUGACCGGUGAUGGUCGAUAUGAAGAGUUUGCAAAGAGGGCAUUCUGGAGUGUAUGGGAUAGAAGAAGUGAGCUUGGAUUGGUCGGAGCAGGAAUUAAUGCUGAGACUGGAGAGUGGACUCAGACUUAUACAGGAAUUGGCGCAGGUAUAGACAGUUUUUUUGAAUAUGCAUUGAAAUCACAUAUUCUCCUAUCCGAAGGCUAUCCCCCUGAGUUCAAUGCUUCAGGGCCAUUCCAUGAAUAUGAUAGCUACUUCUUGCCACUUCCAUACCAAGCUCAUUCACCAGAUAGCUUCCUCAAAGUUUGGGAAGAAUCAUUCGAAGCGAUAAAAAACAAUCUAUACCGGGGAUCCAGCUACCAAUACCCUCACUACAUACAAGGCGAUAUAGCCACAGGUGCAACCCGUGCACUUUGGAUGGAUAGCCUAAGUGCCUACUUUCCUGGACUUCUUACUCUGGCGGGAAAUGUCGAAGCGGCCGCCGAGACACACCUUCUUAAUACCGCUCUCUGGACUCGCUUCUCUGCCCUUCCUGAGCGCUGGAAUGUUGCAACCGGGGAUAUUGAAGGUGGCCUUGAGUGGUGGGGUGGCCGCCCUGAAUUCAUUGAGUCUACGUACUACCUUUAUAGAGCAACAGAGGACCCUUGGUAUCUUUAUGUGGGUGAGAUGGUGUUGCGUGAUGUCAAAAGGCGGUGCUGGACAAAAUGUGGCUGGGCUGGCCUUCAGAACGUGAAAAAAGGAGAUCAAAGUGAUAGGAUGGAGAGUUUUUUUCUCGGAGAAACUACCAAAUACCUCUAUCUUCUAUUCGAACCGUCUCACCCCUUAAAUCGAAUCGAUUCGCCCUUUGUUUACAGUACAGAAGGCCAUCCACUCGUGCUGCCAGCAAAGCAGGUUUCUCCACCCCGCCUACAACAUGAAUCGAAGGAACAUAGAAACGCAUCUACAGGGACGUGUGGACCGCCAGCCGUGCGAAACCCCUUUGGUGUAUCUUCUACAGCUGCUCGACCAGAUAUUUUCCAUGCAGCAAGUUUAGCACGUCUGCGUUUGAAGCCACCGAAGACGCAGCCUGAAUCUCCUAUUGUCGAGUUUUCGGUUGACAGCCCCAGUGUAACUUUCUCUGAUUUGGCUUCUCCGUCAAAUUAUACUUACUUUCCUUGGACUCUUCCUCCUAUGCUGGUCCCUGGUGAUGCCGUCAGUUCGCCGAUGGCUGUGAGACCAACUUUGGACUUGACAUUCCCUCCUCUUUCCAGUACGGUUCAAGGACCUCCAAGUUUAGAACGCGUUGAAGGUGGGAUUCUAAUAAAAUCCUUUGGAGGCCUUCGACUGGGCAUGAUUCAAGAUGCACCACUAUAUUCGGGCAAUACCAUAUCAUCCAAAGAGGGGUUUCGUAUACAAGUGGUUAGCAAUAUACCUCUAGGCAAGAACGAGAAGGUUUACGUUUCCCGCGAGACAGCUCGCACACUGAGCCCGACCGAUCCUAACUUCACGCAAACCCCUGACGCCAUAAUGAUGGACGUAAUCAUCGAUGUCAAACCAGAUAUUGUGUAUCGAAACAAUUCUUCCUCAUCCGCGGCGUCUCUCUCUGACCAGGGGACAGUCGUCAGUGGAGGACCCAUUCUUGACUCCUCCACACCAAAAGCCGUUGAAGGAGGCAAACCCGAGAGCCACAAGUCAGCUCUCUCUUCCCUUCUGAGUCACGUAACGGCUCUGAUACGUGAUGAGCUUCAACAUCUCCCAUCCGUCACGCCACCGAUAUUCCGCCGCCCAAUCGCUCGAUUCUCCAUACCUGCCAUUUCCUCCACCGGGAUAGGCUCAGCUCCUGUUCCAGACGAUGAGGAUGCAACAUUUACACCCCCCUCGCCCAAUUCCAAACGCACAGCAGCCCGCCUAUCUUGGUCGAGCAUCUACCUUGCCGGUCACCUAUGUGAACACCGCCUUCCGCCCUCUAUUCCCCGCACUCACCAAAUAAUAGUGGUAAAAAGAGGAGGCUGUACUUUUUCCGAAAAACUGAGAAACAUACCUUCUUUCCGCCCCUCUCGCUCUUCUUUGCAGCUUGUCAUUGUCGUUUCAUAUCCUCAACCUGGAGAUAAACGGCGGAAAUUAACGGCGGACGACGAGUCAUCCCUCAUCCGGCCGUUGCUAGAUGAAAUGCAGACUGUGGUUGGAGGAUUUCCUCGACCUCGCCCGAUAAGCAUGGUGAUGGUUGGGGGCGGGGACAAGACGUACGAAUACUUCAGUCAUGCUCUGGGUGUAGGAAUUCGACGAAGAUAUGAGAUCCAGUCGCAAGGCAUACCAAUCAGCAAUUUAAUUGUUGUAUAG